GGAUUCUGGCACAAGCUCUCGCGACAGUCGUUCGCUACACCUCCUGACCUCGGUGCGCGAGUUGAACGGCACCAACACUUGCUUGCCGACGUCGCUCCACAUCGCGACUUCUCUUCCUAUCUCGCAUCUCGCAUCAGGAAGCUCUGCCGGCUACCAGUCCACUCGCUGAUCUUCAGCUUACCCAUGCCCAUCCUUCGACCCCUCGAGUCGAGCUUGACUGACCCCCGAUCGCCGCGUACCACUUCGGCAGCGCUGAUCGCAUCAUGACCUCAUCCUCCGGCGCCCUGCCUACACGACCUGCCGAGCCAGAGGUUCGGCAUUACGAUCACGCACAGCCCCGCGCUAAGAAUCAUCAUCACCACCACCACCACCAUCAGCAUCACCCUUAUCAGCAUCGGCCGUCCGCAGGGGGCGGCCUGUUCCAAUCCCCUUCAGCUGCAGCUCGUCUAGGCAGGCACGCCUUUCCCCACCACGCUGCAGACUCUUUGCGUGACCUGUCUGCGCUGGCCGACCUGAUAGAUGAUCGAACGGGGUGGUACGAGGAUAGCCGCGUUACCGACGAGCAAGUAUCGGCAGCCUGUCGCGCGGCCAAAGAGAGGGGCAAUGGUGAUAAUAGAGCUGGUAUUCGAGAGUUUUACGCAAAGCAAAACGCCAUUCUGGACUCGUGGCGCGAGUGCGAUCUCAUCCUCGAUAGCCAAUUUCCCGAAGAGGUCAUCAAGCGCUUUGGAGAUGUAGAAACGGAUUUGAACGACCGGCAUGCUCGUCGACCCGGCGCGAUACCUUCGCACGUCUGGAAUGCCGAUACUGGCUACUCUAGCGAAGACGACACUUCGGAUGAUGGCAUUGGACGGCGCUUCGGUGCGAAAGGCAGGAGAGACAGCAAGGGAAGCUUGACCGCUGCUACCAGCGCCCUCUUCUCUGGCUUCUGGUUCGGCGCGAGUGCAAAGGAGAAGGAAAGGCGCCACCGGAACGGGAGCGCCGAAAUCGAUGAGGAGUCGGGAUUGAUGCAUCCUGAGCCUCAGAGCCCCCGCGGUCGCGCAGCCACACCUUCUCAGGGAUAUGGGAGCACAGCUAGCAGUAGCGCGCCGCAAUCAGCACCUCCCCUGAGCAACAACUUUGCGAAGGGUCAUGGUCUGACAGCUAUUGAGGAUGUGGAAGGUGGACAAACGCAGCAAGCAAAAUCCGACCCAGGCAAGGCAGGCGUCGUUAGGGCCACCACCCCACGAGGGACUCGCAUAGCAGCGCUUGAGCACGUUCCUCGGACAGCUGGUAAGGGCAAUGGUGCAAUGAAGUCUGGGACGGCUGUUCAGAACGGCAGCAAGCCGGCGACCAACGGGGACGGCAGUGCAGCUGGUCGAUCUCGCGCGUCUACCAAGGGUAGCUCCAGCUCCCAUGAUCCCGAACAGGACGAUGAGCUUGGCGGCUACGAAGAUGAGGUGGAGGAUGACGAGGAGGACGAGGAAGAGCCCGAAGGAUCGCUGGAUCGCAAGCUUGCAAUGGAGCGAGCCGAGCGCAAAGCGAGGCAAAGGCAGCGCAAAAAGGAGAUUCACGUGCCCACGGUGGGCAAGAUCCAGCUCCAGCGCAGCACGUCCACUGGAAGAGCGAGCCGAUCCGAUGCUACAUCUGCCCAGGUGGAUGAGCAAGCUUCGCGAGACAAUGUAGCAAUUCCUGGCGGUCAGCGAGAGCAAGAGCGGCGAAAGCUUCUGGCGUACGUUCCUGGCAAGGCUGAUCGCGAUCAGGAGGAAGAGAGAAAGUCGCAAUUUGCGAUCAACAUCAACUUGGCCAUCAAUGUUCUUCUGCUGGGAGGCAAAGGCGUCGCCGUCCUGUCUUCCAACUCGGUCUCGCUCAUUGCCAGCUUGGUUGAUAGCGCGCUGGAUCUACUGAGCACCCUCAUCAUCUUCAUCACCUCGCGCGCUGUAUCUCACGUCUCUUGGAGAAGCUGGUACCUCUAUCCGACCGGCAAAAGGAGAUUGGAGCCGAUCGGCAUCGUCGUCUUCUCUGUGCUCAUGAUCGCUUCUUUCGUCCAAGUCCUGCUCGAGUCCCUACAGAGGCUCUACGUGGUCCUCAAGACGGGCGGCAAAGAAGGCUCGCAGGAGUUGGCAGAUUUGCCCCUCAUUGGCAUCGCUUUCAUGCUUCUUACCAUUGCUAUCAAAACUUUCAUGUGGCUGCUUUAUCGCAAGUCCAAAAGUAGCGGCGUCCGUGCCGUGGCGCAAGAUGCCGAGAACGACGUCGUAUUUAACAUUGCGUCGCUCAUUUUCCCAUUCUUGGGCUCGAAGCUUGGUUGGCCUGCACUCGAUCCCAUCGGAGGUAUUUGCCUAUCUAUUUACAUCAUUUACGAAUGGGUUGAGACUCUGCUUGAAACCAUUUCCAAGCUGACGGGAGCAGCAGCGGGACCAGAAGACGUUGCUCAGGUGUUGUACCUCAUCACGAGAUUCCGAUCCGUCAAGAGCGUGUCUGCCUUUGAGCUGUAUCAUGCUGGCGACAUGCACAUUGCCGAAGCCGAUAUUGUGCUGCCCCAUACUCUGCCGCUCAAGGACGCCCAUGAUCUCGGCGAAUGUGUACUCUACUGUGCAGAGUCUCUGGAUAAUACCGAGCGCUGCUUCAUUCACCUCGACUACUCGGAGCGAAAUCAGCCGGGACAUUUCGGCAGCAGAGGAUAGCAGUCGCGCUUCUCGCACCUAUCGCGAUCUUCUUCAUGUUGCGCGCACUCUAUACGUCACAAUCUUUGAACGCGCCUGUCCAUGUCGUUGGCCCACGCAGACUGACAGUACUCGAUGUGGGAAAGAAUGA
Molecule: messenger RNA, 2790 nt
Organism: Ceraceosorus guamensis
Lineage: Eukaryota; Fungi; Basidiomycota; Exobasidiomycetes; Ceraceosorales; Ceraceosoraceae
Exons: 10
Coding region: 264-2660 (798 amino acids)
Biological process (GO): transmembrane transport; monoatomic cation transport
Cellular component (GO): membrane
Molecular function (GO): monoatomic cation transmembrane transporter activity
Source: RefSeq, a predicted model, not a curated record